GGCGGGGAUGUGUUCACUGUUCGCCAUGUCGUGGCGCAGGGCCCAUUGCUUGAACUGGCCCUAUGAGCCUCUCUUGAUUGGCAGUCCAGUCUUCUCCCUCUGUUUUCCUCUGCGUAGCAUUCAAUUUUCCGCCAUCUGAAUGAGCUGAUUACCAGUAGUUUUCGCGUUUUCCACUCCCUUGCUCUACUUCUCGGCAGCUUUGUAGUGAUAACUUUCCGACGGCCCCGCACUCGGUAAACGGAUAGUUUCCGCUGAUAGCUCGUUCGAGUUGAUUUGUACACUCCUCUGAUACUUCUAGCCCUUCCACUCACAGUAUGUUCAAGAUUUCUCUCUCUCGAAACUCUACCGAUAUACUCGUCGAGAAAGCGACGAAAGCGGAGCUCCUAUCUCCUGAUUGGUCCACCACCCUCCAGCUUUCCACAUUACUCGAAAACGGCACGAUUCAUGGAAGCGACGUCAUGCGAUCGCUGCGACGUCGCCUUGCGACGCGCGACCCGCACGUGCAUCUCCUAUCGCUCGCCGUCGCGGAGUACGUCGUCGCGAGCGAGUCGCAUGUCCUUAAAGACGUGGCGCGCGAAGGCGUGCUGGAUAAGAUGGAGCGCAUGGCGAUGAAAAAGAAGACGCCGGAGCGCGUGAGGGAGAACGUGGUGCGGCUCGUCGCGGCGUGGUCGACGAUGGAGGAAACGCGAUACCUGCACGAUUUUGAUGAAGCUCUUAGGAAAUUCAGGGAGCAAGGCAUCAGAAUCCCUUCCUCCCCCUCCCAUCCACUUCUACUGCCACGCACCUCCUCUCAGCUCCAACCCAACCCAUGUCACCAUCCUAGUCUAAGCCUCUCAGACGACCCAAUCUCAUCUGCCAAUCAACCACCAACCUUCCCUGCAACCUCAAGGCACCUCCAAACCACCGACCCACGUCCGGACGUCAUCGCGAUGCCUGCGGACUUUCUCGCCGGACCUCGCGACCAGGCUCGGCAGCGCAUCCCACGGGUGCUGAUCGUCUCGCAAGGACAGGAACAAGAAGGAGAAAUCGGCUUUCCUGGUCUGGCUGAUGGUGAGUUUCCGUGGUCUGAGGUGGAAUUAAGCCAUGCGAAAGAGGAUUUUGCAAGGGCAAGGGAUGCAGCUGGGGUUUUGGUGAGUGUGCUGGAAUCGUGUGAAGCAGGCACUGUGACUGAAAAGGAGGAGGUUCUAAAGGGGGAGCUGGUUAUGUCUGUUUUCGCUGAGUGCCGGGCGGCGAAGAUACGAGUGCAGCAGCGGCUGCAGCAGGUGGGGGUGGCAAGUGAAGAUCCGAUUUUAUUUGAUGGGCUUGCCGCACUUGAUGAGCUGGAAAAGGCUCUUGCCAGGCUGGCAGUUAUAAGGGAGGAGGUGAAGCGGGCAAAGAAGAAAGGCAAGGCAGAGAGGAAGGAGAGAAGGGCGAGGAGGGAGAAGAGGCAGGAGUUGCGAAAUGCAGGGGCAGGGGGGUUAAAUGGGCUUGGGGAUGGUUCUGGAAGGUCGGGGGGAGUAAGAUUGGAUAAGGAGGUUGUUGGGGUUUCUGAGGCGAAUCGGAAGGCAGAGGAGAGGGGGGGGAUUGAAGAGGUUGUAGAGGAGGCAGGGAGUGAGGAGAAUGACACUAGUGAGAGCACCGACAGUAACGACGAUUGCGAGCAGCCGAAGGGUUCUGGGUUUGGGGAACAGCAGCAAGAGGGGCUGAGGCAGGGAGGUCACUUUUCAGUUGAUGAUGGGAGCGUGGAGAGUGAUGAGGAAGGGGUGCCGCUGGAGCGGAGGGGGGAUCACAGGGCGCAGAAAAGGGAUGGUGGGGAAGAGGAGGAGAUAAUUGAGAGAAAUGCGGAAGAGAGAACUGGAUUGGAAGAGGGGGGGAGUAUUGAGGGGGGGAAAGAGGGGAUGAGGAAAGAAGGGGGUGGAGGGGAAGACAGGGCAAGCGUUGGUGGAGAAGAGGAAAAGAUGUCUGGUAGAAAUGCGGAAGAGACGUUCGGAGGGGAUGAGGGGGGUAGGAUUGAAGGGGACGAGGAAGAGGAGAUACGGAAAGAAGGUGGUGGAGGGGAAGACAGGGGUCCAGGAAAAGAGGCAGAGCCAUAGGUGAGGCAAGAAGGGGACGAGGGGCCAUGUGAAGAAUCUCUGCAUGGAUCAGCAGAGGAUGAGGUGUGUAUGGCGAGGAAAGUGGAGGAAGUACAGUAGAGGUCGGGGUAGUUAGUUGAUGGUGUGCUUGAUAGUGCAUAUAUGGGAUGGGGGUGAGCUAAGGCAAGCAAUUUGAGCUACAUGGGACCAUCUCUCUGUAUUUUCUUGCACUCUUGUAAGCUCGUGGCUUCGAAAGCCCAUUCAUUUGUUGAAAGAUGGAAUUCUUCUCCCCUUCCUCCCGCCACAACCUCAUCAUCAUGGAAUCAGGACUGCUGAAUCAGCAGGGACCUUCAAGCUGGCAGGCAGGGAAUUCCAAGCCAAGCUUCACGCGUGCAAAUUCCUUCCUCCCACACAGUAUCGCUGUGUCGCGGCGGUGCUACACGUUGCCCUUGGAAGUAGGCUCCCUUCGCCUCGCCAUGGAGUGCUCUUUCGCAGCCAGUGCUACUGUACCGUAAAACGCGUCGCAGCACCCAGUUAUCCGCCAUGAAAGAGCUUGCAUGUCCACGUGGACGCGGCCUAGCAAUGCGGGUGUCAGUACACCCAGAUAUUCGAUCAUGUCACAGGUUUUGAAACGACAGGUGUGA
Molecule: messenger RNA, 2695 nt
Organism: Closterium sp. NIES-67
Lineage: Eukaryota; Viridiplantae; Streptophyta; Zygnematophyceae; Desmidiales; Closteriaceae
Source: the annotation of a GenBank genome assembly